Molecule: messenger RNA, 2328 nt
Organism: Fragaria vesca subsp. vesca
Lineage: Eukaryota; Viridiplantae; Streptophyta; Magnoliopsida; Rosales; Rosaceae
Product: G-type lectin S-receptor-like serine/threonine-protein kinase RLK1-like
Exons: 1
Coding region: 1-2328 (775 amino acids)
Biological process (GO): recognition of pollen; protein phosphorylation
Molecular function (GO): protein serine/threonine kinase activity; ATP binding
Source: RefSeq, a predicted model, not a curated record
AUGGCUGCAAUUUUUCUACUACUACUUCUUCUUCUUCAAGUUGCAGCUGCUCAACAAGGCAAUAUCAGCUUAGGUGCUUCUCUAUAUUCCAAUAACAACUCACAUUGGUUAUCGGAUUCGGGUCAGUUUGCCUUUGGCUUCUAUAGCCAAGGAAAUGAUCUUCACUUAGGCAUCUGGUUCGAGAAAACUAAUCCGAAAACAAUCAUCUGGACAGCAACUCGUGAUCCUCUUAAACAACAGUCAAUUCCUAAUGAUGCUCGAUUGAUUGUGAGUGUCCAAGGACUUGAGCUCAUUCUAAAAGAGAAGAAUGCCUUCCCUAUACCAGUUUCAAAUUCUUCCCAGCCAGUUGCCAGGGCCUCCUUGCUUGAUUCUGGUAACUUUGUCCUCUACAAUUCUGAUUCAAACGUCAUUUGGCAGACUUUUGAUCUUCCAACAGAUACCAUUGUAGCCGGGCAGCGUCUGUUGGCUGGGAAAAGGCUCAUCUCCUCCAUUUCCAACACGAAUCACGGAAGUGGAAGGUUUCAAGUGAUCAUGCAGAGAGAUGGGAACUUGGUUCAGUACCCAACUGUUCCAUUCACAUUGACACCUGAUCAAUAUUCUUAUUGGGCCUCUGGGACAUUUGGAGCUGGGGUCAAUGUGUCCCUCAAUCUUGAUCAAAAUGGGGAGCUCUAUCUUCUCAAUUCCACUGGUUCCAAGAUAAAAAGUUUUUUUGUUCAGAAAGACCUUUCUAUGUAUCUUGUCUAUCGUCUGACGAUUGAUGCUCAUGGAAUACUGUGGCUGUACUCAUGUGAUUUGGUUAAGAAUGAUUCCUGGUCAAUUGAGUGGUCAUCAACUGACAAUAAGUGUGCUCCUCUUGGUCUUUGUGGCCUAAAUUCUUAUUGCGUUCUUGUGAAUCAGGAACCUUCUUGUGUAUGUCUCCCUGGUUUUGUUUUCAUCGACGGGGGCCAAAAGUACUCAGGCUGCAAGAGAAACUGGAGUACAUUUGGCUGCAUUGGUGAGAAUGAAACUUCAUAUUCUAUUGUUGAUGUGGAUAACAUAGCAUGGGAAAAUGCCCCAUAUUCCGUUCUAUCAAUGAAUAAGACUGCUUGUAAAGAGGACUGUUUGAUGGAUUGUAACUGUGAAGCUGCAACAUUUAGGGACCAGCUGUGCAGAAAACAAAAGCUCCCUCUAAGAUUUGGAAGAACUCGCGCACCCGGUUUGGUGACAACCUUUGUCAAAAAGGGUAUCACUGAUCAAAGUUCAGGUACAAAGAGGAUGAGCAAGGGGAGAACAAAAGUUGACACAGUCAUAUUUGUCAGCAGCAUUUCAACAUUAACCUUUUCACUUGUUGUUAUGGCACUUACUGGUGUUGUUAUAUAUAGAUAUCGUGUUUUGGAUGACCAAAAGGUUUCAGAUUCAGCUGAUGAAGGGUUAAUUGGAGGCGUUACACUGCGGUCAUAUACAUAUCGUGAGCUUCAGAAGGCAACCAAAUGCUUCAUCAAUCAAGUGGGAAAAGGAGCUUUUGGGACAGUUUUUAAAGGGGUGAUUGGUGGGAGAGUAGUGGCAGUCAAGCAACUAGAGAAUGUGCUGGAUGAAGAGCGAGAGUUUCGGAAUGAGAUGAAUGCAAUUGGGAGAACUCAUCACAAGAACCUGGUGAAAUUGCUCGGUUACUGUCAUGAUGGAACAAAUAGGCUUCUGGUUUAUGAGUUCAUGACCAACGGCUCACUUGCGGAUUUCUUUUUCAAAUCUAAUGGUGGAAGGCCAACUUGGGAGGAAAGAAUCGGUAUAGCCCUCAAUGUAGCUCGAGGUAUUCUCUAUCUACAUGAAGAGUGUGACACACAGAUUAUUCAUUGUGACAUCAAACCAGAAAAUAUACUAAUGAGUGAGCAGAAAUGUGCAAAGCUUGCUGAUUUCGGAUUAGCCAAGUUGUUGAAAGCUGAUCAUCAAUCUGGGACAAAUACUGGCUUCAGGGGAACAAGGGGUUAUGUUGCUCCUGAGUGGCACAGAAACUUGACAAUAUCAGUGAAAGCGGACGUGUACAGCUUCGGAGUUGUACUGUUGGAGAUCAUAUGCUGUCAAAGAGGUAUGAAUAUGGCCAUACCUGAUGAAGUAACUCUAGAGAAUUGGAUGUACCGUUGUUUGGAGGCCAAUGAACUGGAGAAGCUAGUAAAGGAUGAUGAGAUUGACACGAGUAAACUACGGGAGAUGGUCAAGCUCGGCCUUUGCUGCAUCCAGGAGAAGCCGUCAUUCCGCCCUUCGAUGAAGAAGGUGGUACUAAUGCUGGAAGGGAUACUAGAGAUACCAUCCCCUCCAAAUCCUUUCAGUUCCAGAGUUGAUGAAACUAAUUAG